AUGUUAACAAAUACCGCCUGUUGUAAAGCUGAAAGAUACGAAAAUGACUGGGGUCCUCGAAUAAUUGGAGGGCACGAUACAAGUAUCAUCAAUGCACCAUUUAUAGCAUCUUUACAGAGAAGAAGAGGGAGGCUUGCAAUGCAUAUUUGCGGAGCUGUUAUAAUAACAAAAACAUAUUUAUUGACAGCUGCUCAUUGUAUUACUAACCGUGACGAGAAUAAAGGGAAUAAAUCCUAUGCAAUUGCAUCGCCGAAGAAGCAUCUAGUCAGCACUGGAAGUACAUAUGCAGGACAAGGAAAUAUUACUUGGGUAAAAAAAUUUUUCGUCCACCCAGAUUUUAAUGCUAGAAAAUUAUUUAAUGAUAUUGGGACUAUUGCCGUGGCAAGAGAUCUUGUGUUCAACAUGAAAACUCAACCUGGUAAAUUGCCCGAAGGAAACUUAACAGAAACUUCAGUAAUACUUGAUAAUUAUAUAGAGGCCAGAACAGAAUGCAAAGCUUAUGGAUGGGGGCUCUCUACCGCCAGAUCUUUUUCUGGUUUGAAGGUCGUUGGUUUGCAUCUAAUUAAGACAGAUACCUGUCAGAGGAUACUCGCAAGAAAACAUUUAUACCACUUGUUGAGAGGUAGAGAAGGUGCUCAUUAUACCAUAUUUUCCGAAUAUUACGAAGAUUCCUGGAAAUCAUCUCCCAACGGCUUGUCAAAGGAAAUAAAGGUGCUUCUUCUUGUUCUGGUCGGGCUAGGAGGGGUUGACCAAUAA
Molecule: messenger RNA, 756 nt
Organism: Nezara viridula (southern green stink bug)
Lineage: Eukaryota; Metazoa; Arthropoda; Insecta; Hemiptera; Pentatomidae
Source: the annotation of a GenBank genome assembly